Molecule: messenger RNA, 2088 nt
Organism: Stylonychia lemnae
Lineage: Eukaryota; Ciliophora; Spirotrichea; Sporadotrichida; Oxytrichidae
Source: the annotation of a GenBank genome assembly
AUGAAUAAAAAAGGAGAGGCAUAAAAUUCAAAAAAGUAGAAGGAAAAAUUGGAAGACUUCAUAGAAUAUGGAAAUGAUGAAGAAAAUAAAGACCAGUAAAUGGAAUAGGAAACUGUAGAGGAAGAUCCUGCUUACACUGAAGGAUAUGAAAACGAAUAUGAUUAAGUUAAUGAAGAAAUCAAAACAAAAUAGGCAGCCCCAAAAAUAUACUCUUCAACCCCAAAUCAUAAAAAGGCGAAGACUAGCAUGUCUCCAUUUAAGCAUCUCUAAAGCAUGACAAAAAGAGGCUAAAAGUUUAAGAAUAAUAAAUCUUCAGAUUCAGAAGUGAAAACAGACCAUAUAUUCUAAUCAUAUGGAACUGAAACUGGGCGAACAAUGUAAACUUAAACUAAUGAAGGAAAAGAGUACGAGCUUCAAGCUCCUAGGAUGAUUAAUAAGAUUCUGCCCAUUUUUUUCACGAUUUUAAAAUUAGUUGCGACUGCUAUCUCAAUGAGUAGUAUGAUUAUGAAUAUUGUAUACUCGAGGAAGGUGAUAUUUUUCUCCUCUAAAUCAUAUAUGAUGUACAUGUUGAUUAUACUGUUAAGACCAACAAUAAUCUUUAGAUAUGUAUGCGAUGUAUUUGUCAAUUACUGUAGUUUGUGCAAAUGCGAGGAUCUAAAGUCAGAUAAAGAUUCAGCUAACAGAAAGGAGAGACUACUUAAGAUCUUGCAUUUAUUUGGAAGCAUGUUUUUGUUCCAAAUGGGGACUUUCAGGAUAUGUCAUGAGCAGUAUUAAAGAUUUCUGAUACUUGAGGGAUUAAUUGUUGAAGCCUUUUAAGUAGCUAUCCUCCUCAUAAUUUAGCAUGUCAAUAAUGAGAGUAUGAACUUUGAAAUGUUAAAUUUAAUUCAGAAAACAUGUAUUGCCUUGGCUUUUGCUAAUCUAUUAUCAAUUAUUAUCUAACUGAGGUCAAUAAUUGCAAUCAUUAUCGACAUUGUCAAAAAAAGAAAAUAAAACAAGGAGUAUUUGAGAUUGGACACUAAAGAAAAGAUCGAUAAAUUUUUUAGAAAGGAUAUGAUCAAUGUCAUGGUUUCUCUGCUAAUAUUCAUAAUAGUAUUAACAGCAGUCAUGAAAAAACUUCCGGACAGGAAAUGCUUGCCAGGCAUGGGAUUCAAUUAAGCAGUCUGUGAAUCCUGUAUUGAUAAAAAAUGUCUUUAAUGCGAUGAAGACUUUGCCACUUGUAGUUUUUGUGAAAGAGGGUAUUUUAUUACUCCACCUUCAAGAUCCUUUUAAAAACAAGGAGGAAAGAACUAAUGCACUCAAUGCCUAGAUCCAGGUUGCUAUAGCUGUGAUAGCGAAGGGGAAUGCUAGAUCUGUUAAAAAGGUUACCGCUAUUUGAGAGGGUAAUGUAUUUCUUGUGGAAUGCAAUAAAACUGUGCAUUUUGCAAUGAUGAAAAGUGUUUGACUUGCAAAGAUGGCUUUUUCUUGGAUAGAGCAACUGGUGCUUGUUUAACAUGCAAUACAACAUUACCUUACUGUAAUAAAUGCACAGACUCAAAUACAUGUGAUGACUGUGCCCCUGUCAUUACAGCAAAGAGGAAUGGUAAAUGUACUUGUAAUUCAGUUUAUAAUUGGUAUUAAGCUGGUACUAGCGAAUGUUUAUGCCAAGGUUAUGUAAUGAGUCAAACAGAUUAUUGUUCAACAUGCGAACAGCUCAUACCAGGGUGCUAAAAGUGUAUUGAUACAAAUGUGUCUGGCACUGAUAGUAUACUAGUUGGUCAAACAAGUAUAGCUCCAUUAUAAAAAAUGUAUGUUAAAUGCGAGAAAUGUUAGAUCUCACACUAUUUCGAUACUAAUUCUAAACGGUGUGAGCAAUGUGCUCAUAUUACUGAUAAUUGUGAAAGUUGCGAUGAAAAGGGUCAAUAAUGCACUAAAUGCUUAAGUGGAUACUACAUUAAUUGGAGUGAUUAAGAUUAGGAGAACAUUUGCUACCCAUGUUCGUAUUCGAUUGAUAAUUGUGUAUAAUGUGAUGGAAAAAAUAUGUGCUCUAAAUGUAAAAGUGGAUUUGAGAUUACUAAAGAUUAUAAGUGUCAAGUAAUUGAUUAACUAUGA